Messenger RNA from Ruditapes philippinarum (Manila clam), 3406 nucleotides. Its product is annotated as exocyst complex component 1-like. The record is from RefSeq and is a predicted model, not a curated record. Gene Ontology annotation, biological process: Golgi to plasma membrane transport; exocytosis. Gene Ontology annotation, cellular component: exocyst; plasma membrane. Lineage: Eukaryota; Metazoa; Mollusca; Bivalvia; Venerida; Veneridae. Gene Ontology annotation, molecular function: phosphatidylinositol-4,5-bisphosphate binding. The coding region runs from base 1088 to 2914 and encodes 608 amino acids. The transcript has 14 exons.
UGUCCAUAGUAAAUGGUGUUUAGAAGAGAAAUAUAACCCAACUGGCAUAAGAUUUCAAAUGUUCUUUUGUAUAUAAAUGGUCUUAAUGUCACAGGGUCAGUAAAAUGUGCAGCCUGACCAGGACUUGAACCUAGGAACCUUGGAAUGCCUUUCCGCGGCUGGACUACUGAGCAAGCCAUCCGGGCACUUUAAGAAAAUGCACAUCUUCCCUAAAUAGUGAACAGUUCUGAACUAUGACAUACUCCCGCACUAUAUUGAAAUCUGUCCUUGUUACAGAGCAAUGUAAAUUAAACGCUGAGCUAUAUGCAGACACAGUCCCAUGUUGGGCGCAAAAUGUCACAGUGAAAAAAUUAGCAGUCUGACUGUUCCACAGCUACUGACUGAGCCAUCUGGCCUAUGACAAAUAUUUUUUCUUAAAUUGUGGUCAGUUCUGAACUAUGACAUUAGCAUAAUGCUUUGAAAAUUAAGCAAUGUAUACUUUUCUUAAGAGUCAUGGUAUCCAUAAUAAUUCGUUGAAAUUUGGGGUCAGACUAUUCCCGGCUAUUCUCCAGUGUUGUCAGGUCCUAUCGACUUUUAACAUUGUAACAGGAAUGUUGCAUCUGUGCCAUUGUCAUAAAAGUUAAAACAUGUUUUCUUUCAAUUUUAACGUGAAUAUAAAAAUCCCAGUUUCAAUUAAGUGAAGAUUGCCGACUUAUAAAACAUAGAUUGAUAGUUAAAACGAAAAUUUUCUUCUGGAUUUAUAUAUUUAUUAUAGCCAGGACUGUGCACACUUGGCAGUUUUAUCACUGUAAAAAAACUUCAUGAACAUGAUAGAGGAGAAAAUGUGUAACUUAAGCAGGUAAUGGUAGGUCAAUUGGUAGAGCUGCAGUAAAAAUACUUUGUCAAAUACUCAAACACCAGUCAGGCUUGAGGCUUUAAAUUUUGCUCACCCUGUGGCAAUUGUUUUCAAGUUACAAUAGGAUUUGUAGGCCAAUGUUAUAGCUGAGUAUAGAUUAUAAAUCAAAGUGUUGUUUGUACUAUACAUAGUUAUAGUGUUAGACAUGGCAUUUAUGAGUAGUUUAUGAACUAUUUCAGGUGAGAUCAAACAAUGACAACAAUAAAACACACACUACAGAAGGAUUUAUUUUUGCCGAAUGACGAAAGACUGGUUGGUCUGGUAAAUGUUACUCAGGCAGGCAAAAAGAAGAAAAGUAGCAAGAGCAGCUUUCUCUGUGCAGCAUUAAGUACAGGAGUUGAUGGUAACACACAGGUACAUGUGUAUCAGAUAAAGAAAGCAGAGAAGGGAGACAACUUUAAGAAAAAAGUAACAUGGACAUUGAGAGAACUGAAGGCUGUUGAUGGGAAGGAUAAAACAAAGGAGAUAGCAGAUUUUGAUCUACAUUUUGAGAAGAUCUAUAAAUGGACAGCUUGUAGCGUGGAGGAUAAGGAAUCUUUUAUUUCUUGUUUAUGGAAGUUAUCACAGAGACAUCUUGUACAGAAACCCGAGUUCAAUAAUGUUCCUGAAAGACUUCUUGAAGAAAUUAUCAAGCCUACCAGUCAUGGCCAGGCAACGCAGGAAGGUGUUGCCAUAGCAACAGAACUUGAAGAUUAUCAGGCGUUGUCAGCAAGAGAGGAAUCAGAUUUAGAAUCUCUAAUGUCAAACUGUGAUGCUGCCAUCAGUAAUGCUGAAAACUUUGCUGAACAACUCUCCAAACAACUCUCAGUUCUUGAUGGGGCAAACAUUCACUCUAUAAUGGGAAGUGAAGACCAAGUAUUAAACUUAAUGAGACUUCUAGAUGAUGGCAUACAACAGGCAGAAAAUAUAGAGAGUAAACUAGAUUCUUAUGAUAGAAUAUUACAGUCAGUAAAGGACCAGAUGGAAGUAAUGAAGGACAAGGAUACUCUACUGUCUGUAAGGAAUGAUAACCAUCAGAAAAUGUUGGAGGAAAUUGAAAGCCUUGUUAACCAGUUAGAUUUAGAUGACAAGUAUGUAAAAUCCCUGAUAGAAGGUGAUCUGUCCACGCCCAACGGUAUACUAGACUGUACCGCGGCAGCACAACAGCUACAGAGAUGUCGGCAUGCCAGUAUACAUGAUGCACUCCUUAAAUUGGCAGCUGUAGAAGAACAGAUGAAAAAGUUUAAUAAAUUGAAAGUAGAUUUCUCCAGGAGGCUUAUCCAUCAUUUAAAUAAUUUGUUCAUUCACCAGGGGAACGAGUUAGGUGAGACAUUGAGUAGACAUUCAUCAGAGCUGAAGUUACCCCAACAUCAUUCUAGUCACAGAGAUCUUACUCCAUACACAGAACUUAUGGCAUGGCUUAAACAAGCGGAUCAUAACAGCUUUAAAGAAUUAGCCAAGGUAUAUGCUACAAAUUUGUCAAAGCUAUACAGUAAGGAAAUACAAGAGUUUCUAGAAUGUGCCAGACAGACUAUGAUGGGUAAAGGAGAUAAAGCUAAACUGAAUGUGAGCGGAGCUAAAUUAUCGGGAUCAUCUGCUAGCAUAGGAUCACCAUUGGACAGUAAGAAACGAGCAGGUUCUGUACACAGUGUAGACUCCAUGUCAGUAAUGCAGGGGACAGACGCUGACAUGUCAAUGAGAUAUUUGUUUGACCAGGUGUUUGACAAGGUAUUGAGUGAGUUUGAACCUGUAUGUUUAGCAGAGCAGGAUUUCUGUUGUAAAUUCUUCCAUCUACUGUCAGAUGUUCAACCUUCAGCUUUACAGGAAGUGGUGGAUGAAGCAGAAGAUACAGGAGAUAUCUGGAUGAAACAGAAACCUAAAAUUACAAUACAAUUGGUAGAUGAUGACUCAUAUCCCAGGUAUAGCUUGUACUUGUGUAAUUCUGUUGUCUCUGUAUUUAGAUGGUGUUUCAAAAUCUAUUGCUAUUCUGAACACAAAUGCUGUUGUGAAAAAGAUUUUUUAUUUUUAUUUCUGAACUAGCUGACAAAUAAUUGAAUUCACAUUUCUUUGUUAUAGUUUCUUCGUUAUAGUUUGAGUUUACAAUGUACACAUCUUUUCCUUUCUUACUGUUGUUCAGAAAUUAGGGAAAUGUCUCAUUAUUUGACUAGUUGUAACUGUAUAUCUGGAUAGCUAUAUGCUUACAGGCUUUGGGCCAUUUGUCACUGUAAAAUAAAUUCGAAAAAUAUAUUUAGAAAAUAGAUGACCUACCGGUAUCUUCACAAUCAUUUGGACAUGGGUUCAAACCCGAAAGGGAACAAAUUUUUGAUCUUACGAUUAUUGUCACUAUUUUUUUUUCUAUACCAAUUUCAAAAAUUUUAGUUUCCUUUAAAUUCAGGAAUUUAUUGAAAAUGAUAUUUAUUUAAGUUUAAAAUAUUGUUUGAUAAAUACAUUUAACCCUUUUUUUGUGACAAUAUCCUUCAUAUUUUAGUACAAAAAGAUAAAUUCUAACACUCUCGUGAAUUUGUCACUAUA